Messenger RNA from Polypterus senegalus (gray bichir), 929 nucleotides. Its product is annotated as gastrula zinc finger protein XlCGF49.1-like. The transcript has 2 exons. The record is from RefSeq and is a predicted model, not a curated record. Bases 1 to 732 code for a protein of 243 amino acids. Gene Ontology annotation, cellular component: nucleus. Gene Ontology annotation, biological process: central nervous system development; regulation of transcription by RNA polymerase II. Gene Ontology annotation, molecular function: RNA polymerase II cis-regulatory region sequence-specific DNA binding; DNA-binding transcription factor activity, RNA polymerase II-specific. Lineage: Eukaryota; Metazoa; Chordata; Cladistia; Polypteriformes; Polypteridae.
AUGAAAAGGGACCAUGUGGCGGACUUUUUGUUCAUCAAAGUCCCCAAAAGCGCCGCAACCGUCAUCUUUUACCCGUGUGUUUUGGGAACACCAGCCAAACGUCUUGGCAACGGGAAAGUGGGGCAAGUUUCUACAGGUAACAAAGAUCAGUGCAGUUUGGAAUCUGGAAAAGAAUUCCCUGGCUGGAGUGCUCUUCAGAAACACACUGGAGUUCACACCGGAGAGAUGCCAUAUUGCUGUAAUGAAUGUGGUAAACAGUUUUCACAUAUAAACAGUCUUCACAGACACACUAGAGUUCACACAGGAGAGAAGCCGUAUUGCUGUAAUGAAUGUGGUAAACAGUUUUCACGUAUAAACAGUCUGAAGAACCACACUAGAGUUCACACGGGAGAGAAGCCAUAUUGUUGUAAUGAAUGUGGUAAACAGUUUUCAAGAAUGAGUAACCUUCGUAGCCACACUAGAGUUCACACGGGAGAGAAACUGUAUUGCUGUAAUGAAUGUGGUGAACAGUUUUCACAAAAGAUCAGUCUCCAGAGACACACUAGAGAUCACACUGGAGAGAAGCCAUAUUGCUGUAAUGAAUGUGGCAAACAGUUUUUACGAAAGAUCAGUCUUCAGAGACACACUAGAGUUCACACUGGAGAGAAGCCAUAUUGCUGUGAUGAAUGUGGUAAACAAUUUUCACAAAUGGGAAAUCUUCAGAGACACACUAGAGUUCACAACGGAAUAUAAAGGGUAGCAGUUCAAAGAUCAGUCCAGAAAAACUAGCGUCCUUCAGGACCCGUGAGUGAGGUUCACUUCUGUCUUGAAAAGUAAGCAAACUAAACUAUUGUUGACAAAUUAAUAUCUGAGCGAAGCCAUAUUGCUGUUUACGGUGAUACCAUCGUUCAACUGAAAGACAACACCCUGGUAACUUCUGUUUUUCACAA